AUGAACAAUGUUUUGGUGAUCACAUCUAUUAUUUAUUUGACUAUUGUUUUUCUGAUGAUGUCAGUGUUUUCUUUUAAUGGUUUCUUUUUCAGGCCUUAUUUGGACUGGGGUUUGUUUAAAGAAUAAUUACAUUUGUGAUUUAGCAGCAUUUACUGUCGUUUUUAUGAUCAAAAUACAAUGGUGCAAGGACAAGUGAUAUAUAGAACAAUUUGACACUGUAAUGUUGGCUGGGAGCACUUCCUUCAGUCUUCAGUUAAGGGCAGACCUUUGCAGUUAGCACUUCUAUGUUCUCUAAUUAGGAUGUGGCUCUGGGUUGCAGCUUUGUGCUUUCUUGCUCCAUAUAGCCAUGCAGACCCCAGUCCUUGUUCAAAAUACCAAGUCCUUUUUAACAGUUCAUGUUAUGAAUUUGUCAGACUUGAGCGCAACUUUCACAGUGCUCAGAAAUGGUGUGAAAGAGGUGGUGGGCACCUGACCUUCAUUGAUAACCAGGAAACGCAGGAAUUUCUGGGAACCUAUUUAUCUGAGGAUCGGGAAUGGUGGAUUGGACUUAUUUACACCCCAGUUAACGACUCUGGUCAAGGAUUUAUGACCUGGCUGGACGCAUCCAAUUUGACUUUUUCAUACUGGCAUAAUGGAGAUCCCCCUGAGACUGAGAAAAAAUGUGGUUACUUAAGGAGACAGAGUGGUUAUCACUGGAGCACUACUGACAACUGCAGACAAGAAUUAUUUUUCAUCUGUCAAUUUGAGUUCGGUCAUACAAUAUCCUGUGAGAACCAAAAUGCAACACUACAGUGUGGCUCAGGGGAAGUUGUCCAGAUUAGCGACAGUUAUUAUGGCCGCAGGAGCCCUCAUUUUUGUACUCAGGAAGAGCACUCACAGAUCACAAGUGGCUGUAGCUGGACUAAUGUGAAGGACCUAGUGGCAGCUCAAUGCCAAGGACUUCAGGCCUGUCAGAUUACAACAGAUUCUUCCUUAUUUGGAACACCUUGUCCAACCUCUGGCAGUUAUUUAUCCAUUGAUUACAAUUGUAUAGAAGGCUUGCAGAUUGAGUUACCAGAUAAAUGCCUAGUGGGUGAAAAUAUGACACUUACAGUGAAUUGGCUCUUAUCACCUUACACUGGGAAUCUCUCUUGUAUAAUAAGUAUUGAAGAUGGGUAUUCAAUUGAUCCCUACCAGCCUAUAAACGUGUCAAGUACUGUAACUCACAGCUUCACAUUACCCGGGGAAUUUGCUGUGUUUGUGGAAUGCUCAACUAGUGAAUGGCAUGUAACAGCUCAGAAGACUAUCACCGUAGAGGAACAUAGGGCUGUUCUCAAUAUAACUGGCUGUUAUAGCAAGUUUGGAUCCAAAAAUGGAGUCUGUAGUACGUAUUAUGGAGAGACUCUGUGGAUUCAAGUAGAGAUAAGCACAGGUGGAGAGGUCAACUACACUCUUUUAUCCAAUAACAUAAUACUGAGUCAGUUCAGAGCAAAGACGGAAGAUCUUACUUACAAUCUAACUCUAGACAGAGUAGCUCAGAACCUUAUGGGGCCAGGAUUGCACAGAUUAAUGAUUAUGGCUUCCAGUAAUGAGAUACCAUUCAUCACACCAGGCAACAUUACUGUCCAUUUAAUAGAACCCGUUUCUGGUUUGUUGGCUGAAUUAUGCAACUUUGUUUUGGAAGUGGGUACAGAGCUGAAGAUAAAUUUGUCCAUUGCUUAUGGAGCACCAGUAAACCUAAUGUUUAAUAUCAUUGAUGUCAAUAAAACCUUCAGCUACACAAGGGAAAAUUCAUCAGGUGAACAACAAAUCUACACUAUUCCAGUUGAAGCAGAAGGUACCUAUAUGGUUACAGUUGUAGCUUUCAAUUCCUUCUCCAACUUCAGCAAGAAUCUUGGAAACAUUACAGUUUUAAACAGUGCCUAUAACAAUACAGGGCUCCAAGACACUGAAGGAAAAAAUGAAAAUGUUACGGUCAUUGUGAAGAGAACACAGGCUUUUCGAAUAGAACCAUCAAGAUAUGUGAAUCCCUUCACCAGCAUUGUCCUUCACUGGCCUGACAGUGUGGGCUCCAAUAUCAGCUGGACUUGUGGGUCUUGUUGGCCAGGAUGGUUUGAAUGUGUGGAACAGAACCUGAUUGACCCCCUUUCAGAGAAUAUCCUGAUCCCUGCCAAUUGUCUUCCUCCUCCCAACACUGCCUUCACUGUAUUGGCUACUGACAGAGCCAGUGAAAAGGAAAUAUUACAAGAUGAGCAGUGCUUAUAUGUAACAGCAAAAUCCACUCUUCCCAUCAAAAUCAGUUGCAAAGCAAACUGUAAGGAGAUUAGCCUGGAUGAGGACAUGGUGUUCAGUGCUACUUGUGACAACAAGGCAACAUUCAGCUGGUAUCUUGAUACUAACUUCCCAAAAAUGACACUUUCACCACCUGACGCCUGCCAACAUCGUGAUUUUAGACAAAGUUCCCUGGUACUAUUACAAAAGAACACUUCUACCUUGGUACUGAAUAGUACCUUUCUGAAGACCCAAACCAAUACUGCCUUCAGAAUUAAGCUUAUAGCAAUGAAUUCACAAGAGUAUGGAGAGGAUACGUUAGUUGUGAGUACUGUGCCUCCCCCAGAGGUACCCAGAUGCACUAUACAUCCAGAGGAAGGGUCAGUGCUGAGCACUUUCCAAAUCUCCUGUCGUGCUCCCUGUGCUUCAACAAAUUCUUGCAUCGGGGAUGAGCAAGUCACUCUAACUUACUGCAUCUACCCCAAGCCUAACUCCCAGCUCUACUGUGGCCCAGAUUCUGAGUUGCCAUCAAUUUUUCUGCCAAUGGGAGAAAAAGAAAAUGAUUUUAUUUUAAAUCUCACUGUUACUGUUAGUAACAUGUAUGGUACUUCAGUAAAUACAACUCUGAAGGUUAAGGUCAGACAAGAUGAGAUAAACACUAAUAGUCAGACCCUGGUGUCUUUGGUGUCUGAGAAGUCAGCAAACAUUUUAAAGGGAGAUGGUGUUGGCUCCUCUCUGAUCCAGCUCUAUAAAUCUGUAUCCUCUGUCUUAAACCAGAAAAUUCCUGAGGAUAGUGACAGUAAUCCCCUGCAGACAGAAGAAAAGAAAGAGUUACGAGAAGUGAUGCUUACAGCGCUCUCUGCUGUCAAUAUCACAUCCUUGCACACAGCCCUUGAGAUGUCCGAGGUGCUGAAUGACCUUACAACCAGGAAUGAGGAGCUCUCUGCUUCUGCCCAGGUGGAAGCUAGCAGCGCUCUGAAAGGUAUCAGUGAGUCCUUACUGACUGUGAGGAGUGAACCAGAGGAGACAAGGAAGGAGGCAGUACAGCAUUUAUUUAAUGCUGUGAGCAAUGUAUUGGAAGCCACGGCACUGGAUAGCAGCAGAAUGGCCCCCGAUAUGGCUGCACAGAGCGCAGUCUCACUCCACUUACUGGGUGCAGUUGAAAACUUGCAGAGCGCUCUACUAAUGGGUAAACUGCCAGAUAAUGAGCCUACCAUUCUAACAGCACCCUCAGCUUCAAUGUACAUAAACAGGAUGAAGCCUGGCCACUUGCAGGGAACUUCUGUGAAUAUUAAGGAUCCCAGCACAGCUGCGUUCACCCUACCGUCUCUCUCCUCUCUCAGCAUCCCUAUUGGAAAUGAGGAUGCUGUGGAUCUACGGAUGGUGAGCUUCUUGGUCAAUCCUUUCUCUUCCAGUAACACCUUUGACAUCAGUGGAUCAGUGGGAGGCCUAAGUCUCACCAGUCCCGAUGGCUCAGUCAUCCCUGUUAAAGACCUCACUGAGCAUAUAGAGAUCAUUUUGCCAAGAUUUUCUGAGCUUGAAGAUGAGAAGAGUAUAUUAAGUCUGGUGAAUUUCACAUCUCUUCUCAUAAAUGUGACAUCUUCUGUUAAUUCCCUUGUGGUUCAUUUAGAACCCAGUGAAGAAAUCCCUUUGGUGCUCUACCUGGGGUAUGAAUAUCAACCUAAUGAAACCAAUUAUGACAUAACUACCCAUCUGCCUAGCAAAAUGUACAACAGAGAAAAUAUAUAUUCUUGGGUAAUUGGUCCAGAGGAGCUGCUUUUUGGGGAGGGCACCUACUACUUGAUUGUGAGAUCAGAGCUUGAAGACCUGACCCCAAAUGACAAUUUGACCAUAGUCGUCACUUGUUUUAGUACUCAAUGUAUGUUUUGGGAUGAGGCUAAUCAGGACUGGAAUAGUACUGGCUGCCAUGUGGGACCCAAAACCACUCCUAGCAGCACCCAAUGCCUCUGCAAUCAUCUCACCUUUUUUGGAAGCUCCUUUAUAGUGAUGCCCAAUGCAGUUGAUGUCAGCAGAACAGUGGAACUCUUUGCUACUUUUGUGGAUAACCCUGUGGUGGUCACUACAGUUGGCUGUAUCGCUCUUGUAUACGUCUUAGUGAUGAUCUGGGCCAGAAGAAAAGAUAUUCAAGACAAUGCAAAGGUGAAAAUUAUAGCUUUGGAGGACAAUGACCCAUUUGCCCAGUAUCGUUACCUUGUUACUGUUUUCACUGGUCAUCGCAGAGGAGCUGCAACAACAUCAAAGGUAACUAUCACGUUAUAUGGUUCUGAUGGGGAGAGUGAUCCUCACCAUCUUUCUGAUCCAGAGGGACCAGUGUUUGAGAGGGGAGGUGAAGAUAUUUUCUUACUCACAACACUUUUCCCACUGGGCGACGUGCAGACCAUUAGACUUUGGCAUGAUAACUCUGGAGACAAACCAUCUUGGUACGUGAACAGAGUGUUAGUCCAUGAUAUGGAGCUAGACCAAAAAUGGUAUUUCCUGUGUAACUCUUGGCUGUCCAUUGAAGUUGGAGACUGUGUACUUGAUAAAGUGUUCAGUGUUGCAACAGAGGAGGAUAUGAAACAAUUUAGCAAUCUAUUUUUCAUGAAGACUUCAAAAGGAUUUAGGGACGGGCAUAUUUGGUAUUCUGUUUUCAGUCGCUCUCCCAGAAGCUCUUUCACUCGAGUGCAGAGAGUGUCCUGUUGCUUCUCUUUGCUACUUUGCACCAUGCUGACUAGUAUUAUGUUCUGGGGAGUACCGACUGAUCCAGCUGAACAGAAAAUGGACAUGGGUAAGAUCGAAUUCACCUGGCAGGAAGUAAUGAUUGGAUUUGAAAGCUCACUUCUCAUGUUUCCCAUCAACCUCCUGAUAGUUCAGAUAUUCAGAAAUAUUCGGCCAAAGCCAGCAAAGAAACCAGCAGAAAAAAAGGAAAGAACCUUUAUGUCUGAAACUAUUAAAAAGUCUCCUUCCUCCCAAGAGAUCACCAGUGCCUCUCUCACCCCAGAGGCUGUGAUGAAGGAUAUUAGGAGAAUUGCAAGUUCCCUGUCUAAAACCCAGAAAAUACCCCUUCCAGAUGUGGAUCUUAGAAAAUCGACAGAUAUAAACAAACUCUUAUCGCUAGUGGAAGACAUAAUUCGCCAACAAAACAGAGCUGGACAAGAGUUCUAUGAUGAGAGCAAGAAGGAGAGAUCUCUUAUACUCAGCCUGGGGUCUGUAGACUGGCAAGAGGAAUUAAGGAGCCCAACACCAGAAAAGAGUUUGAGAGAAAAGCCAAGGUUCAGUGAUCAGAACCGUUACUUGUACCUGCAGCUACAGCAUGUAGAGAAGAAGUUGGAAUUCCUUGGACCUUAUCAGUUUCAGAACCCUCAGUGUUACAGCCGUGCUGUUUCCCAAGUGCAGCAUAUGAAAGGAAUCCUGGAGAAUCAGCUAUGUUCAUCAGGCGCUGCUAGUGAAGUAUGCUCAUCAUCAGCCAGUCUUUCUGAGGAUGGAAAGAAGAACACAAGAGGGCUACCUUGGUGGUUUGUUUUUAUAGGUUGGCUCCUUGUAGCUGCCACCAGUGGUGUAUCUGCAUUCUUUACUAUGUUGUAUGGGUUACAUUAUGGAAAAGACAGCUCAAUCAAGUGGCUGAUCUCAAUGGCAAUCUCAUUUUUUGAGAGUCUCUUCAUCACCCAGCCUUUAAAGGUGUUGGGCUUUGCUGCAUUUUUUGCCUUAGUUUUAAAGAAAGUGGAACCAGAAGAUGAAGAAGAGACCACUAUUAAUGGAAACUUAUCUACUCCUGGAGACCCAAAUCCACUACUGGGCUCUCGCAGAGACAGCAACAUCUACCAGCCUCCUCCUCCUACAGAUAUCACCAAGAUGAAGAACAAUUAUAUGAAGGAGCAGAAAGUGUUUGCCUUAAUUCGAGAAAUAUUGGCCUACCUGGGGUUCUUAUGGAUGCUCUUGCUCGUGGCCUAUGGACAGAGAGACCCAAAUUCUUAUUACCUCAAUAAACACAUUGAAAGCAGUUUUACAGAUGGCUUUGAAGAUUUGUGCAGCUACCAAGAAUUCUUUACAUGGGCAAACACAACUCUUAUCAACAAUUUAUAUGGAAGCCAUCCAGGGUUUAUAACUGAUGGCAAUUCUAAGCUUGUUGGUGGUGCCAGAAUGCGUCAGAUCAGGAUUAAGAAGGAUUCUUGUCCAGUAGCUUCCGUACUGCAAAGCACAAUUGACAACUGCCGAGCACCAUACUCUCUUGAUGCUGAGGAAAUGGGCCACUAUGAUGGGAGUUGGAAUUUUUCAGCUAUCACCAAUGCAACUGAUGUAAACUCACCAUGGUAUUAUCAAAACCAUUCCAAACUCCGGGGACACCCAACAUGGGGAAAACUGGCAACAUAUAGAGGAGGUGGCUAUGUGGCAGAUUUAGGAAAUGAGCGAAAAUAUGCACACAGAGUUCUGCAGGAUCUGUUCAGCAAUAUCUGGCUGGACUCUUAUACUCGAGCUGUCUUUGUGGAAUUCACUGUUUAUAACGCCAACGUGAAUCUCUUUUGCAUUGUCAAACUUAUGUUCGAAACAAAUGCAUUAGGAACAUUUUUCACACGUGCAAAUCUUCAGAGUGUCCGUCUUUAUCCUUUCACUGAUGGGCUACAUAUCUUUGUCGUAGCAGCGGAAGUUAUUUAUUUCCUUUUUGUCAUUUACUACAUGGUAGUGCAGGGGAAGCGCAUGAAGGCAGAGAAAUGGGGUUACUUCAGGAGCAAAUGGAACCUGCUGGAAUUGGCGCUAAUUAUUAUCAGUUGGAGUGCCCUCUCUGUGUAUGUAAAAAGAACAAUCCUUGGGACAAGAGAUCUACGCUAUUAUCAAGAACACAAGAAUGAGUUUGUAAGUUUUAAUGAAACAGCAGCUGCGGAUGCUGCAUUGGGCUAUCUGAUUGCCUUUUUAGUGUUGUUAUCAACCAUUAAGUUGUGGCAUCUCUUGAGAUUGAACCCAAAACUUAACAUGAUUACAGCAACUCUCCGGAGGGCCUGGGGGGACAUAUCUGGAUUUAUUACCGUCAUUGUCAUCAUGUUCCUGGCCUAUUCUAUAGCUUGUAACUUGAUAUUCGGCUGGAAGCUUAACUCUUAUAAAACAGUUUUUGAUUCAGCCAAGACCAUGGUCAGCCUUCAGCUGGGUAUCUUUAACUAUGAAGAGGUACUAGACUACAAUCCAGUAUUGGGCUCAUUUCUAGUUGGAUCAUGCAUCAUAUUUAUGACAUUUGUUGUACUGAAUCUGUUCAUUUCAGUCAUCCUUGUAGCAUUCAGUGAAGAACAGAAGCAUCACCAGGCAUCAGACGAGGAAGAGAUUGUUGAACUCUUGCUAUGGAAAAUCUGCAGCUUUCUUGGUCUCAGACAUAAAAAGGAAGAAGCAAGUGCCAUGGAGAAUGUUUCAAAGGCCUCUCCUAAUGCCCAGGAUAACUGAAGAAUAUUAUUGUGCAUAUCAGAUCUUAUAUUAUUGCUUAUCCAUUCUUAGAAGCUUCAGUUAGUUGUAACAUAUUUUACAUUAUGUGUAUGGUGCUGUUGCUUUUUAUAUAAUGGACUAUUUAAGAAACAAACUAUGCUGAUUAGUCUCAAUGUAACUUAAUGUAAACAAAAUAUGAUCAAAAUAUAUUUCAAAGAUUACUGCAUGGCCAUCCAGAAUUAAAUAUAAGAAUCAGGAAUUACGUGGUCUUCCACGUAAGCCCUGUUUAUUUUGCAAAGGUUGUCAUAGGUGUACGUUCCAAUAUUGUAAAAUUGUUCAGCGAUGCACAUGCUAGUAGCGCUAUAGCAAUAAAGUUAUGCAUACGUGUACACAAAUAUACAGAUGUACAUUGACAAGCACUGUAGUUGUAAUAAACCAUGACUAUGGUUCAGAAAGUUGAUUGUUGUAAGGCACAGCAGUUUAAUAUACAGUACAGGUAUUGUAUUUACCUGUGAGGUAACAAGCAGUUGUCAGAAUGUUAACUGCCAGAAUAAUUUAAUCUUUUGAUGUUUGGGUUUUGAUUUUUAUUCCAAGAAUAGUUUAGGGCCAGAGUCACACAUCGCACAUGGUCAAUUUCUCUCCUCUGUGUUUCGUAGGCAAGCAGACAGAAAUGGAUCCACUCUUAUUCUCUCCUUUGUGUAUCUCCACUGGCAGGCACAGCGUCAACCAAAGUGCAGCUACACAGAGCAGCAAUCAGCCCAAAAAUGUGGAAGCAAAGGAGGAACCUAAAUAAAUAUUUAGUUCUGGGGAGCAAUAUAUUUUUUAACAGACUCUAUGAAGCCUAAAGGUUAUAUUCAUUAAAAGCAAGGUGUUACUAGUAUAAAUAAACCCUAGCAAUCCAGAUAUAUGGAAAAAUGUACCCCGUAUUGUAAAAUAUAAAUAUAUUAGACGUCACAUAGGAAUUCCUUGAUCAUAUACACAGGUCCAUAUAUUAUAGGACCAUUUUACAUGACAUAGGUCAUGAAACUCAAAGGUGAUUCUAAUGACUUUAGAUAAAAGGGUUCAUAUAUUUUUUAUAACACACAAGUUUCAGUAAGUUAUGUGACACAAAUUACAUCACUUAGAGCCUAUUAUAAGGAUAUAAUUUAUAGAUUACAUGGCUCAUGUGUAUUAUAUAGUGAUUAAAUUACCCCCCCCCAUUGUAAAAUAUAAGGAUAGACUUCUAAUAUCUAUAUAUUAUGCAAAAGAGAGUAGUUUAUUUAUUAUAAAACAGGAAUACAAUAAAUAUAGGAAUUACACCAAUAAGCUCUGUUUAUAACUGAUGGCAUCACUAAGCACAGUUCAUAAGGAGACAAUUUACAGGAUAUUCAUGGCUCUUUUGUUUUUACUAGUAUGACUAAACCAUAGCAACCAAAUAGCAGCCACAUUUCCAAGCCUGAGAGAUUCAGAAUUAAAGUAAGUAAUUCAAAAAACUCAAAAAAUAAAAUAUGUGACUACUUGCUAAUUUACGUGAAGUAGAAAAAGUUAUUCUUUUACAAACCUCCUGACAAAGCACUAAUGAGCAUAAAACAGAAAAAGCCAGGUGUUAGUGGUAUUUCUAUGCUUGUUUUUUAUGAUGCAAGAACAUUUUGUGCAGUCAAUACAUUAUUUAAGUCUGCUGCACUUUUUAGAAUCUAUCAGGGGAAUGAAGGUGACAAGGCGUUUGGUUUGGUUGGUGAUUGCAGGCUACCUAGCAUAGCAUGGUAAUCCUGUUUUUAUUUAUCAUUUUCAAAUAAAAAAUCUCUGUUAUGAGGCAAAUCACAAACAAGGCAUGCCUCCUGUUCAAAGUCA
Xenopus tropicalis (tropical clawed frog) is the source of this 9486-nucleotide messenger RNA. RefSeq names its product polycystin 1 like 2 (gene/pseudogene) (gene pkd1l2). Gene Ontology annotation, cellular component: membrane. NCBI's taxonomy places the organism in Eukaryota, Metazoa, Chordata, Amphibia, Anura, Pipidae. Gene Ontology annotation, molecular function: calcium ion binding; carbohydrate binding. The transcript has 43 exons. Bases 301 to 7677 code for a protein of 2458 amino acids. The record is from RefSeq and is a predicted model, not a curated record. Gene Ontology annotation, biological process: calcium ion transmembrane transport.